Messenger RNA from Phalaenopsis equestris, 1523 nucleotides. RefSeq lists its product as uncharacterized. NCBI's taxonomy places the organism in Eukaryota, Viridiplantae, Streptophyta, Magnoliopsida, Asparagales, Orchidaceae. Gene Ontology annotation, molecular function: antioxidant activity. The record is from RefSeq and is a predicted model, not a curated record. The coding region runs from base 120 to 1265 and encodes 381 amino acids. The transcript has 6 exons.
UAUAGAUUUUCUGGACUCAAGCAGGCAGAAUCAUAUCCUUUGGCUUCAGGAAGACCCUCCACCAAGUUUCAGAAGAACUUAUUCUGAAAUAUUGCAGCAGUUUGUCUGAAGGGGCUUAUAUGGCAGGAUCUUUCUCUAUGGAAGAAUUUCUUGGAGAUGGAGUUCUUAAAGAGUUAAUUCCUAAGUUUGUGGAGGCUGGAUGGGAUGAUGUUCCAACGUUGAAGAUGAAGGACUAUGAAGACAUGCAUGGAUUCAAAUUAACACAGCAGCAAAAGGAUGCAUUGGAGCUUAGAAAACACUUGCAUGAUAAAUGCUUAAUGAAAUAUGCUGAUAAGAUGGAAGCAUCCAAAGUAUCACUACAAGCUCUUCUCAGCAUGAGCAAUGUGGCCCUCUCCUCACAAUUCAAAAUGAAAAAAGCUGACAUUUCCCGUUUCUUCAACAAUGAAAACAACUCAUCUUGCGCUAAUGAAAGCUGUAAUGGGAACAUAAAUGGUUCAAAAAAGGCUGACCCAAAGCUAAGUUCUAAUUUUGAUGCACCCAAUGCAAAAACUACACUACAUUUGAAGCUCAAUGAGGGACAUAUCUUCAAGGGAGUUGUCUCGGCGAAGCCGACGGGUUCAAAGCUAUAUGGUUGCAUUCGAACGUGUCAAAUUGUCGAAGAUGUGGCUCCAUAUUCUUCACUAGCAAACAUAACUGUGGAGAGGCGGACCUCUGAGUAUAAGGUCGGUGUACAAAGUGUGGCGGCUUCAAACUUUGCGACGAUGAAAGCUUCAGAGAUGUGGAAGGAGAAGGCAGUUGUUUUGUUGUGUAUUCGCAGGCCGGGAUGCAUCAUGUGCCGAGCCGAAGCGCACCGGCUAUACUCGAGGAAACCGAUAUUCGACGCAUUAGGGAUUCAGCUUGUUGCCGUUCUUCACGAACACAUCGAAUCAGAGGUGAGAGAAUUCUGGCCGCGUUAUUGGGGUGGUGUUGUGGUUAUAGAUCAAAACAUGGGGUUUUUUAAAGCAUUUGGAGGAGGAAGGCUGCUGAAAGACAGAUUUUUAACCGGUUUUGUGCUGAAUUCUGAAGCAAAAGCAAAUUAUAGAGCUGCAAAGGCAACAGGGUUGGAGGGAAACUAUAGAGGGGAGAGGCAUAUCAAAGGUGGGAUGUUCAUAGUUAGGAGAGGAAGAGGAGGGAUUGCUUAUCAGUUCAUUGAAAGGAAUUUUGGUGAUUGGGCUCCUAUUGCUGAAGUGGUGGAGAUUUGCAAUAGAAUUAAGAAUGAAUUGUAGAGUGGAGAAGAAUAAUGGAUGCUUUGAGGAGAAAGAGGUUCUCAGAGUUCAAUAUUUACGUUUGUUAUGACAAAUCUGCUGCAAAUAAACCUUUUCCGUUCAUACAAUUAAAAAGGAAUUAUCUGUAGAUAAAGCAUAGUGAGAAAAACACAUGCUGUCAUUUCUUCUUCAUUCUUAUCUGUAAUAAGGCUUUUCCACCACUCUUUUCCAAAUUUCAGUUUCAAAUGACAAUCUGAUUGCUGGCCCUUUCCCUCUAGU